Fomitopsis serialis is the source of this 2128-nucleotide messenger RNA. RefSeq lists its product as uncharacterized. Lineage: Eukaryota; Fungi; Basidiomycota; Agaricomycetes; Polyporales; Fomitopsidaceae. Bases 174 to 2003 code for a protein of 609 amino acids. The transcript is spliced from 3 exons. The record is from RefSeq and is a predicted model, not a curated record.
UUCUUGCUUCAGCCCGAACAGACGUGUUCAGGGCAAGCGGUCCAGGGGUACCACAUUCGGUUGUGGGCAGGCACCGUCACGCCGCAGCUAUCUCCUCCUCCUCGAGCCCUCCUUGCGCGUCUUCCUUGGCUGGAAACCUGCGGUUCACUGCUGUCUCGGAGAACGUCUGCACGAUGGUCGUUCAAGUUGUGGAGGCAGCUUCGCCAAUUGCGCCAAGCUCAGGCGCCAUCUUCGGGAGUUCACGGCCUCGUGCAAGAACACCCAGCAACCCGAAGCCCAUCUCGCCGUCGCAACCGGCAGCGUCGCCAGACCACCCCAUGCAGACGAGAGUGCGGAAGUUGUCCGAGGCGAAGAAGACACCAGCUAGAAGACAGGCUAGUGUGGGUGACCAAGUCAACAGACCCGAUAGCCCGGACUUGGACACUAUCCUCGCCAACACACCCCGCCCACGCCGCAGAAGCUCAGUAGCAGUCUCUCCGUCUACAACCAGGUCGCGUACAAGCUCUGUGGCCAGCCCGUUUGGAUGGAGGGUCUCUGGGACGGAUCAGGAUGGCACUGAGUUGCGAGGGUCAGACGACGACUUGAGGGGGCUGGAGGGUGACGACGGGAGUGAGUCGGAUUCGAGCAUAGACCUUCAUACGCCGCUACCCCAUCUUAUGUUCCGCGAUGGCCUCCUAUCCCCCCGCUCGAAGUUGCUUCCGCAGGUGCCUGGAUCUCCGUUUCCUUUCUUGCUAGAAGAGGACGAAGAAGGCGAUGCGCUGGACAGGUCGAAGAGUGUUUUGAGUGUGGUAUCAAAUGUGGGGUCGGUCAUGACCAAAUCCGGACUUCUCUACAAGGAUCCUCGCGACACGGUCAGACGCAGGCGUCGGCACCGGGAUGGGCAGCUGUUGCGCGCGGGCAUGGGUCUGACUACGGGUCUCGGUUGGAGCGACAGCGAGGACGAAGACGCUCCAUCGACGCUAACCCGCCGCCUCAUCCACACUUCGAUUUCCCGCAAGCCAUCCUCCUCGAUCUCGCGUCCUGCUUCUGAAUUUUCCCGCGAUGUCGCAUCUCCUGCUCCCGUGCGCCCUACACGACGCAAACCAGGGACAGCCCGGUCUGCUUCACUCUCCAUAACCUCUCUGUCCUCGCUCGGGCGCCCUGGUACUGCGGGGAGCAACUCGUCUACCGAGUCUCAGCCAGUUUCGCAUACUCGUGCUCAGUCGACUGCUGUCGGCACUCCGCCCACUGCGAGUUCGUUGCCCAUGCCCUCUCCUCCGAGCUCAGUUAGUAUGACGGUCCCUCGCGCGCGACUGCCCAAGUCUACCGAGGUCAAAGCCGCGCUCUCCCGCGUCCGUACCGACUCGACGGGCACGUUUGGCGGCAAGGCUAGGUCUGCAUCCGUCGCCGUUCCAACUGCAUCCGCCUUGCGUUCUCGCACGACGUCCACUACGUCGAGUGCAAGUACCGGGUCCGUAUACUCGUCCAGUUCCGCAUAUUCCAGCUCGGGAUCGUCCACUCAGUCUGCGGGGAGCACGACGUCGACCGGCGUGAUACCCCGACCCCUGCGCCUCCCGCAAUCGAGUGCGCUCUCGCGUCUCUCACAACCGUCCUCUGAGUUAGGCAGUAUGUCGAGCCUCCAACAAACGCUAGGAAAAGGCAAGCCUCCCGGUGUUGAACCUACGCGUCCGCGUACUAUCUCGAUGUCGCGAUCUACGGGCAGUAUAUCGUACAGUACGGGGCCUAGGCCCCGCCCUUUGCUGUCGCCGCCACAGCCGUAUACCCCUCGCUCGCCCACUCGCACCCCUACGGACUCCCCGCGCAGUCCAAGUCCUGGAACAUCGCUUUCGUCGCGCUCGCCGUCGCCGCGUGCCCGGCCGCUGGUCGCAGGGCCGAGGCCGAAGCCUCGCACGGGUACGGGUAUGAUGUAUCGCACGUCAUCGUACUCAAGCCUUCAGGCGACAGCAAUGCGCAUGCGGACCAUGUCAACCGUGGCCCCACCAAGCAGCGGCGUUCUGAUAUAAACAAAAGGUCUAUGUCGGCGUAUCUUCAAGCCUGUGGACGCUGGCGCGUGCACGACAGAUGAACGAGAACGUUCUGGUGAUGUUCCGGUUCUGAUUCACAACGCACAUUCUCUAAUCUACACGAU